AAUAUUUAACAAUGAACACUACGUACAGCCUCUAUAAAUUGGGACAUGGUCCAUUGUUGCAACUUCCCACAAGACAAUACUAAAUUAGUUUGGUCUACUGGUUUAAGAUUGUUGUUGGAAAGCCAUAGUAUCAUUAACAUGGGAUUGAGCACCGAAGCCAAAGUUGUGUGUGUAGUGUUCAUGACAACCCUCCUCUUGGCAAUGCUGCAGCAUUCACUUGCAGAUAUGAAGAUGGAGUGGGGAGGGAAAACCAAGUUCAGAAAGGUACUUUAUACCUUGAAGGACGAGAAACAGAAAUCGAUAUUCAAUGGGAAUGGGAAUGGGAAUGGAGAUGAGAAUGGGAAUAUGAAGAAGAAGAAGAGUGCAGUGGAAUGGGAAUUAAGGGCUGCACCAUUAGGACCAGACCCUCUGCACCACAAUGGGGGUAGUCCCAGGAAGAAGCCCACCACAAUGCCUUAG
This is a messenger RNA of Ipomoea nil (Japanese morning glory), 459 nucleotides long. RefSeq lists its product as uncharacterized. The record is from RefSeq and is a predicted model, not a curated record. Lineage: Eukaryota; Viridiplantae; Streptophyta; Magnoliopsida; Solanales; Convolvulaceae. The coding region runs from base 46 to 459 and encodes 137 amino acids. The transcript has 3 exons. Gene Ontology annotation, molecular function: receptor serine/threonine kinase binding.